AUGGAACAGCGGAACCGGCUCGGCGCCCUCGGAUACCUGCCGCCGCUGUUGCUUCACGCCCUGCUGCUCUUCGUGGCCGACGCUACAUUCACCGAAGUCCCCAAAGAUGUGACAGUGCGGGAAGGAGACGACAUCGAAAUGCCCUGCGCGUUCCGGGCCAGCGGAGCCACCUCAUAUUCGCUGGAGAUUCAGUGGUGGUACCUCAAAGAGCCGCCCCGGGAGCUGCUGCACGAGCUGGCGCUCAGUGUCCCCGGCGCCCGGAGCAAGGUAACAAAUAAGGAUGCAACUAAAAUCAGCACCGUGCGUGUCCAGGGCAAUGACAUCUCGCACCGGCUGCGGCUGUCGGCCGUGCGGCGGCAGGACGAGGGCGUGUACGAGUGCCGCGUGUCGGACUACAGCGACGACGACACGCAAGAGCACAAGGCCCAGGCGCUGCUGCGCGUGCUCUCGCGCUUCGCGCCGCCCAACAUGCAGGCUGCCGAGGCCGUGUCCCACAUCCAGAGCAGCGGCCCGCGGCGCCACGGCCCCGCCAGCGCCGCCAACGCCGCGGGCACCACCGGCGCCCUGGGCCGCGCCACCCCUGAGCCCUGGCGUGGCGACAAGAGCCCGCCGCCGCCCGGGAGCCCGCCCGGUGCCCCAGGCCCCGGAGUCCCCGAGGUCGCCGCUGCCUCUGCGUCCCACGCAGCCACCACCACCGUCGCGGCCGCUGCCGCCGCCUCGUCAGCGUCCCGACCCCCCGGCCAGGCGGUCCUUCUGCGCCAGCAGCACGGCUCGGGUAAGGUCGCGCUCCGCGAGCGAGGCGCGCACGCGCGGGGGGAGGGGGCGGGGUCUGCGGCGGACGCCCCGGGCUGGCCCUCGGCAGAGGGGGCGGCCUCACCAGCUACUUGGAUAUGCGUAGUCGGUAGGUUUAACUUGGGUGCGCGCAGGACACGUUUUCAGCAGUGUUCUGUCUUGGGACUCUCAGCUGCUGGCUUCUCGCCGCUUUCCCGUCGUUUCUGUUGGCCUCUGGAAGCGCUCAUGACGCGUGUUUAUGCAUGUAGGGGCCCCUUGCCCGGGAGCUCUGGGUACCCGAGGCUGGGUGUACCAGAGACCUCCCCAUUGGGCUUGGGGAACUGGACCCUGAAGGCUGCUGCCGGGUCGGACGCGGGCGAGGGUGCAGAAGCUCGAGAAAAUGAGCUGACUUUCAGCUCGUGA
This is a messenger RNA of Loxodonta africana (African savanna elephant), 1194 nucleotides long. RefSeq names its product V-set and transmembrane domain containing 2B (gene VSTM2B). The record is from RefSeq and is a predicted model, not a curated record. The coding region runs from base 1 to 1194 and encodes 397 amino acids. The transcript is spliced from 4 exons. Lineage: Eukaryota; Metazoa; Chordata; Mammalia; Proboscidea; Elephantidae. Gene Ontology annotation, cellular component: membrane.